Molecule: messenger RNA, 867 nt
Organism: Ostrea edulis (European flat oyster)
Lineage: Eukaryota; Metazoa; Mollusca; Bivalvia; Ostreida; Ostreidae
Exons: 10
Coding region: 1-867 (288 amino acids)
Molecular function (GO): protein binding
Source: RefSeq, a predicted model, not a curated record
AUGGAGGUACAUAUUAGCUUAAAUAAAAAUGCAGGACAUCCAGGGAAGACUAAAAGAAUAAGACCAGAUGAGGAUGCAAAAGUUUGGUGUCCAGCUGGAUUAGAUAAAGACGGAUUUGAAAAACGGUUUAUUAAUGAAACAAUAGGGUUUGGUGUAUUUACAACAAAGUUUUUCGAAAACGGAAUAUUUCUUUUAGUAUACAUUGUUGAUGCUACAGAUGUGACAGAAAGAAUGUGCCAUUAUGUCAAUGAUGACAAGAGGGCAAAUAUAACCAUGAAACUGAAAGUUUUUAAUAAGUAUCCAAGGCUGUAUUUGUUUGCCCUGAGAGAUAUUAAUGAAAGAGAAGAAAUUCGAUAUGAUUAUGGUGAUGAUAAUGCUCCCUGGCAACAACAUUUACAUAACACCAAGAUGGAGAUGGACAUAACUGAAGUAGUAGAAGAUGAUGAUCCCUUUGAUCUCAAAAAGCCAAAGAAAUCAGAGAAAAAGGUAAGAAACAAAAGAGUGGAAGAAGGAGGUAAACAUCAGGAUUCACCUUCAUCUCAAAUUAAAGUACUCUUACUUUCAGAGAAAAUGUCCAAGCAUGAUGAGAAAAUAGGGAACAGUGCCAUUGUUUCACUUACAGAAGCCAAUGUUCAGGAUUAUGCAUGUUCAGGGGAAAUGUCUAAGCAAGGACAGGAUGUUGCAGUCAAUGACUGUGAUACAUCUUAUAAUGCAAAAGUUGGAGAUACGCUCCUGCAGUUUCAGAAUGUCCUACCAUUGAUCCUGGAAGUGAAAAAAGUAUCUGAGAGUGAAAAAAGCUGCGGUAGCAUAGAGAGUGAAAAAUAUCCCAUGCUCUCUGGAAAGAAAGAAAAAGACAUUUCUUUUUAA